Molecule: messenger RNA, 2128 nt
Organism: Ipomoea nil (Japanese morning glory)
Lineage: Eukaryota; Viridiplantae; Streptophyta; Magnoliopsida; Solanales; Convolvulaceae
Product: F-box protein CPR30-like
Exons: 4
Coding region: 586-1785 (399 amino acids)
Molecular function (GO): protein binding
Source: RefSeq, a predicted model, not a curated record
GAUUUGAGUAAGUAGUCAUAAGGAAACUUAUUUCAUUAUUAGAAGUCUUCUAGCAUGUAUUUAUAGGGGUGUGUAUUCCCCAUUCUAACAUAGAUUUAUAAACCUUCUAUUCACUUUCAUACAAUAUAUAUUUUCUCAUUCCUUGAUUCUUCAUCUUUGCUUCCGCCUAACUGGCGGGUGGGGGCUAGGCAUUUGGAUCUUUCAAAUUCAACGUUGGAGAAUCCAUUUAUUAACCAAUUCACCAAAUUUGGAGAAAUAGAAAGACGCAACGCGUGUGAACAGUGGAUAAAGACGUCAUACCCUUCCAACAACAUUUAAACCCCCUUUUGCCCCUUUCUUUUCUUAUUCCUCAUCGCUUCUCUCUAUAUGCGUGCUCCAGCUUCUAUCUCCACCGCUUCAAGCACUAGAUCUAAUCCCCCAUCGCCUUCUCCAUUGUUGUAGCCUAUAUCUCCAACAACGCAGCCUCCAUCUCCGAUAGCCUCUCAUCCUCUAGUUCAAAGAAUGUCAACACAACGGGCUUUCUAAAAUCUUUAGUAGACUCUUGUCCAACUCUAAAUCAGAAGCAAGCUUCUACUUCAUCCAACAAUGUCGGACAUACCACUGGAAAUUGUCACUGAGUUUCUGUCCCGAGUUCCGGCACGGCCUCUGCUACGCUUAAGGUGCGUAUCAAAAUCAUGGCGUGAGAUAAUAGACAGCCCGGACUUCAUCAAAUUGCAUCUGAAUCGAGCCCUCCAAACCAACUCUGAUCGGAAGCUCAUCCUCCCCUCAGAUUGCCACCUUUACGUUGCGGACUUUGAUGAGCUCGAACAGACAAACACAGCCGUAUAUACAGCGCUUGACCUGCCCCACAAGCGCGCGUUUGGAACUAUUAUUCUGGGGUCUUGCCACGGGCUGCUGUGCAUGGAUACCUGCGACGAUGGAGAUAGGAUGGUGCUGUGGAAUCCAGCAACCCAGAAAUACUUCCGUUUUCCCUUCCCGGAGGUUGAAUACUUGGGAGAAUCAGUCAUUUGUAUCUGGUGCUUGGUGUUCGGGUUUGGGUAUGAUAAAGUGGGUGAUGAUUAUAAGGUAUUGAGAAUCUUCCAGUCCCAUGAAUGUGAGAGUGAAACCAGAGUUUAUAGUCUGAAAUCGAAUUCUUGGAAGAAAAUUCCUUGCUUUCCUUACUGUCUGAAGUAUAAAAGAUCCAAUGGAGUCCUGGUUGCAGGUGCUUUGCAUUGGGUUGUAAGCAGAACCGCACAGUUAUACAUGGAGAAUCUGAUAGGUGCUUUCGAUCUUGGGACUGAGGAGUACAGACUGGUUCCUGAGCCAAAUUACUCCAAAGGAGCAGUGUAUGUGACUGUGGGUGUGUUAGGGGAAUCCCUCUGUGUGGUCUGCAACUAUUAUGAUUCAUCAUAUGUUGACAUCUGGGUCAUGAAGAGCUAUGGAGUGAAAGAGUCUUGGACUAAGCUGUUCACAAUUACAGAAUCAGAAGUGAGCGGCAAACAUCUUGAGUUUGUGACGCCAUUGGCAUUCUCCAAGAGUGGAAGGGAAGUGUUUAUGGUACUAAAUGGUAAACAGCUUCUUCGGUAUGAUAUAGAACAGAGAAAGGUUAGGGAUUCAGCAUUCCGCAUCCCCAGUGUGCCAGCCAUUAUGAUGCACCAGAUGUGGUUCGGAAGCCUGGUUCGAUUUAAUGCUGGUGUUGGGAAGGUGGUAGGUAUAACAGAAGGUGAAAGCAGUGGAGGCACUAAGAGAAGAAGCAAUAAGAAGAGAGACAAGUUCCUGUCAGAGGGUUUCAUGUUCACGCUCUAAUCCAUUCAAGCUGAUUGCAAUGGGAUGGUGAAGGUAGAUUGGUAUGCUGCUGUGGCUGCUUGUUGGUAAUGUUGCAUUUUGGAUGUCUGACCUGCUGGUUGUGGUCCGUAGAAACUAGCGGUUGCUUGUUUUUUGUUUGGUUUGUUUGUUUGUUUGUUUGCAAUGUAACAGUUCAGAUGUUGAAACUAUUAGUUUCUGUUUUUGGAACUAUUUUGUGGUUUGUAUUAAAUUCCUAUGUUGUUGUAAUGUAACAGUUCAGAUGUUAAAACUAUUAGUUUCUGUUUUUGGAACUAUUUUGUGGUUUGUAUUAAAUUCCUAGUUGUUUUUCUCGGUUUGAUAAGCA